Chlamydomonas reinhardtii is the source of this 2890-nucleotide messenger RNA. RefSeq lists its product as uncharacterized. The transcript has 8 exons. NCBI's taxonomy places the organism in Eukaryota, Viridiplantae, Chlorophyta, Chlorophyceae, Chlamydomonadales, Chlamydomonadaceae. The record is from RefSeq and is a predicted model, not a curated record. The coding region runs from base 429 to 2477 and encodes 682 amino acids.
GUUAUUGAAUUACCCGAGUUUCACAGGCCUGCACAGGUGAGUGCACCCCGAAACAGGUGCCACGCUGGUCAAACCCGCAGAUGGGGCUUCGCCGAUGAGGACUCAUCCCACUUGAAGAGCCAUAUGUGAUACCAGUAAUAGAUGGCUGAGAUAUAUGUAUUGUUUUACUUUACAUGAAGAAGCACGGCUUUCCAUGGCUGAUUAAAAUAUUCUGUGUCCAACUCAAGAGUUCCCUUCAGGGCGCAUUUUAUUUUAACGGCAUAGCCGACUCGAUUGGGUUGAACCCGUGCUGGGAUCUGACAGCUGGACCGCCGAGCGCGCUGAUGAUGCAAAAUAACGAGGAUUAACUGGCAAGGGCUCAACCCCGCUUCCCCUGCUGCAACAAACGCCAGGGGCCCCACGCCGUGUGCCCACGCCUUGAACCAGCGAUGUCCCGUUAUGACUCGAAGGCGGACUUCCGGGUGCACGACUUCCGCACGCUGGCGCGGAGCAGGGAUGCGGAAGCAAUGGCCAUGCUCAAGCGAAUUGCGCACCAGGUCCAGCCAAUCAUGCGCCGGCGUGAGUGGACGGUCCCGCUGUUGUCGGAGUUCUUUCCCGUUCAAACAAACCUGCUCGGGCUUAAUGUGGGCGGCGGCGGCGGCCGCACACGCGAGGUCAAAGUCCGGCUGCGGCCCGCGCGUGACCCGGACUCCUUCCUGCCGUAUGAGUCUGUGCUGCACACCAUGCUGCAUGAGCUGGUCCACAACGUGCGCGGCCCGCACGACAAGGUGUUCUACAAUCUGCUGGAUGAGGUCACGGCCGAGUGCGAGGAGCUGAUGGCCAAGGGGGUGGGCGGCACGGGUGUGGGCUUCGACGGCCCCUCCUGUGGCCGGCUGGGCUCGCACGCCUUUAUCCCACAGCACAACCCACAUCCAGCCAGCCUAAGGGAUGUGGCGCUUCGGGCCGCUAUGGACCGGGCAAAGCGGCAACGCCUCAUGCCUCAGGGGCCGCAGCGCCUAGGUGGCGGCGGUGGCGGCGGCGAGGGCGGCCCGCAGCGCUAUGCCAAUGCCGCGGCAGCAGCUGCUGCAGCCGCCGAGCGGCGUUGCAGUGACAACAGGUGGUGCCCCUGCGAGCGAGUUGCGAAUGCGCUGGGCCGGGCAGUGGCCGCUGCACAGCAGAAGCGGACUGAAGAGCGGCAGGGGCAGCUGCCUCUCUCUAGGGCGGGUUUGUGCGCCGGUGCCAGCUCUGCGGGCAGUCUGCCCCGAAAUGUCAGCAGCGGGGGCAGCGGACCAGGAGCCGGCGCGAGCGAGAGCUGGAGGGGACCCACAGCAGCGGGACGUAGAGCUGGGCCCGGAGGCAGUAGCGGCGCGCCAGCCUCGGAGGCUAUUUGCAGCAACGGCAGUAGCGCCGCGAACUUUGACCUGGCUGGGGUUGAGGCUGAUCUGGUGCGCCGGAUUGAGGAGGGCGUGAUUGACCUCACGCUGGACUCGGAUUCCGAGCCUGCAGCGGAUGGGGAGGCAGGCGGCCCCACGGCUGCUGGCAGCCGCAGUGGGAUGGUAAACACAACCGGUGCCACCGGCAGCGCCGGUCGCUGUGGGAGCCGCGGGGCGGCCAAGGGGAAUGGGGCAGCUGUAAAGCAACACGCGGGAGCAGGAGGAGGACCCGCGGCAGCUGAGGCUCUACACCAAACAGUUCAGAACGGUCCCUGCAGAAGUGGUUGGGGGCAGGCGCAUCUUGAAGCGGUGGUGGUCGUCCUCGACUCGGACGAGGAGGGCGCUGCGUCAGGCUCGCCUGGCUCUGGAGCGGAUCCUGCUCCGUCCUUCCGCGCUCGCUCUGGUCUCCAGGGCGCUGCGGCGCCCGCCGGCUUGGAGCGCACACAGCGGCCAGCUGCUGCCCACCAGCAGUACCAGCAGCAAUCGGCCGCAUCGGCGCCGGCGGCGUCACAGCCGCAGGCCGCUGCGGCUGCCAGCAGUCAUUGCGCUGCGCAGACCUCGAGAGCUGGUGCGGCCGCACCAGGUGGUGCUGCUGGGCUUCACCACAUGCAGCCGCCCCUGCAGAUGCUGCAGCCACGCACCGCCACCGCCGCACGCGCUGCUGCAGCUGCGUUGGCGCGCUUGCAGCAGUCGCAGCACCAGCCCGCUCACCAGCAACAGCAACAACGUACUGCAUAUGGUGCAGCGGCAGCAACACAAGCUGGAACCGCCAGAAAGGCAGCGAACACACAUUCGGCAGCGGCUGCUGCUGCUGAUGCUCAGACUGCAGGUACCAGCCAUGCUGCUGCGGGGGCAAACACUGCUGUAUGCAUCCCCACGGCUGUCGGCCCUGGUCCCUCAAUAAAGGCAGGGGAGGUCGCGCUCCCGGCCAAGCUGGCGGCUGAAGCCGUUCACGUGCUGCCGGUGCCAACAGUGCAGCCAACGGGCAGCGCAGGCACGGACCCCACAUCACAGUCGCUGGAACGUGCUCGUGACGCGGUCAUCGACUUGACGGACGACGCCUAGUGCACAAGGGUAGAAGCGAGUAGGGGUGUUGUUUUGUGUGGGUUUCUGUAGGCGCUGUCGUGGUGGUGUGCCCUCGCUGAGGCUUUGGUGUGGUGUGCCCUCGCUGAGGGAUUGGUGUGGUGGGGCAAGGCCCCCUCAGUGGCCCCUACGUGGGUCGGUCUAGGCAGCUGUGGUGUGUUUGUUGGGGGUGUUGUUGCGGCUUCUGGGCAGCCUAGGGCUGCUGUUUUCGUGGUUAGGUGGUAUUUCGGUUUCCCAGGUGGUGAGCAGGUGGUCUUUUUUUUGAGGCUUCAUCCUUCCAGAGUUGACCAGGGGCAGACACGCUACCCCCCUACUGCUGGGCACAGAGACCCGAAGACAGCCUGGUCCCGCAGACCAGAACCCCGACAGGGCAAGAGAAGAAAGAGAAGAGAAGA